Messenger RNA from Castor canadensis (American beaver), 1585 nucleotides. Lineage: Eukaryota; Metazoa; Chordata; Mammalia; Rodentia; Castoridae. The record is from RefSeq and is a predicted model, not a curated record.
GUAAGCCUCUGAACAUCCCUUGCAAAGCAUUCUUUGGAUUCAGUGGAGAGUCUGGGCCAAUGAUCUACUGGAUGAAAGGGGAGAAAUUUAUUGAAGAACUGGCAGGUCACAUUAGAGAAGGUGAAAUAAGGCUCCUCAAAGAGCAUCUUGGGGAAAAAGAAGUUGAGCUGACACUCAUCUUUGAUUCAGUGGUGGAAGCUGACUUGGCUAAUUAUACUUGCCACGUGGAAAACCGAAAUGGACGAAAACAUGCCAGUGUUUUGCUGCGUAAAAAGGAUUUAAUAUACAAAAUCGAACUUGCAGGGGGUCUGGGGGCAAUCUUCCUCCUCCUUGUAAUGCUGGUGGUGAUCUACAAAUGCUACAAUAUUGAACUGAUGCUCUUCUAUCGACAGCAUUUUGGAGGUGAUGAAACUACUGAUGACAAUAAAGAAUAUGAUGCCUAUCUUUCGUACACAAAAGUGGAUCAAGAUACUUUAGACUGUGACAAUCCUGAAGAAGAGCAGUUUGCUCUUGAAAUACUGCCAGAUGUCCUGGAAAAACACUAUGGAUAUAAACUCUUCAUUCCAGAAAGGGACCUGAUUCCAAGUGGAACAUACAUUGAAGAUCUCACAAGAUGUGUUGAGCAAAGCAGAAGACUUAUUAUCGUGCUCACUCCAGACUAUAUUCUCAGAAGGGGAUGGAGUAUUUUCGAACUGGAAAGCAGACUCCAUAACAUGCUAGUCAGUGGAGAAAUCAAAGUGAUUUUGAUUGAAUGUACAGAGUUAAAAGGAAAGGUGAAUUGCCAGGAAGUGGAAUCACUAAAGCGAAGCAUCAAGCUUCUGUCCCUGAUCAAGUGGAGGGGACCCAAAAGCAGCAAGUUAAAUUCUAAGUUUUGGAAGCACUUAGUGUAUGAAAUGCCAAACAAGAAAAAAGAAACGCUAUCUCAGUGCCAUGUUCUGGACUCUGCAGAACAAGGACUUUUUGGAGAACUCCAGCCUAUACCCUCAAUUGCCAUGACCAGUACCUCGGCCACUCUGGCAUCAUCUCAAGCCGAUCUCCCUGAUUUUCACCAUUCAGAUUCAAUGCAAAUGAGGCACUGUUGCAGAAGUUAUAAACACGAUAUGCCAACCACAACCUUACCAAUACCUUCCUUAGGCAACAACCACACUUACUGUAACUUGCCUCUGACACUACUCAAUGGACAGCUACCCCUUAAUAAUACUCUGAAAGAUACCGAGGAAUUUCCUAGGAACAAUUCCCUGCUACCUUUAUCAUCCAAAGAGCUUAGCUUCACCAGUGAUAUUUGGUAGUGAAAAAAACUGAAUUCCUCUGAUCAGCUAUAUGAGUCUACAUAAUUUUUGCUAUACUAAGCAUAAAGUACACCCAAUAACAUCGAGGUGCUGAAAAUAAUGAAGAAAAGGCAUGAAAUCACUUUUGUACUUAAAUAUUUUUGUUUACAUUUCCAGAAUAGAGGGGGGAGGGGAGGACUUACUUUUGUAGUGUGUUGCCUUGUUCCAAUGUACAGUUUUUAUUUACUCCUGAAAAGAAUUUUUUUAAUUUUGUUGUUUUAGUGUAGGUUUUAUGAUAUCAUACAGACUGCAACCUU